This is a messenger RNA of Zeugodacus cucurbitae (melon fly), 4016 nucleotides long. RefSeq names its product diuretic hormone receptor (gene Dh44-R2). Gene Ontology annotation, biological process: adenylate cyclase-modulating G protein-coupled receptor signaling pathway; cell surface receptor signaling pathway. The transcript is spliced from 12 exons. Gene Ontology annotation, cellular component: plasma membrane. NCBI's taxonomy places the organism in Eukaryota, Metazoa, Arthropoda, Insecta, Diptera, Tephritidae. The record is from RefSeq and is a predicted model, not a curated record. Gene Ontology annotation, molecular function: peptide hormone binding; diuretic hormone receptor activity; G protein-coupled peptide receptor activity. The coding region runs from base 371 to 1780 and encodes 469 amino acids.
ACGAACAAAAACAAUGGUUAAAUGGCUGCCACGCUCCAGAAUUGUCGCCAAUAAAGUUAGCGGUUAGAGUAAAUAGUGGACAAAAUAACAACAACAGCAAUACUACGUAAUAGAAAUUGCAGCAGAGGCAACAACAAACAAUUUAGUACAAGUAAUAGCAGCUAAUUGCCAACGGACCAAAGUUCACAACAACAACAAUAAUAACAAUAAAAUAGGCGCCACAGCUGUGACACCAGCAGCACUAGAGGCUAAUAAGCCCAGACAGCUGGGCCAAACACCCACUCCCACAAAUACAUAACAGUACAUACAACUGAUUAUAUAAACGACUUCUCUUCCACCCGAAAUCCAUACUGGAUUACCAACGCCCAAAAUGUCCAGUACAGAUCUGCGUGCAUUUUUCGAAAGCAUAGAUGAUUCGGCGGCGGCCGAAACUCUGGACAUCGAAAAUAUUAUUGCCAAUUUCUCCACGGAAAUGCUGCGUAUGAACAAAAAUGUCCUUGAUGAGUCUGCAAUAAAUGAAAUUUCCAUAAACCAAACAUUGAAGGCGCUUUGCGAACAGAGCGGCAGGCGCACACCGCCACGCAAUGACUCAGCCACCUACUUAACCUGCCCGCCCUCCUUUGAUUCUGUUCUCUGUUGGCAGGAAACACCGGCCGGCACGACAGCAAUACAAUCCUGUUUUGCAGAAUUCAAGGGCAUACAUUACAAUACAACAGAAAAUGUGACACGCCAGUGCUUGGCGGACGGCACGUGGGACAAUUACACGGAGUAUAUGCGUUGUCAGCCGGCUACAAUACUACCGCCACAACUGGCUGAUCUUUCACCAACAAUCGAAUUAUCGUCGUAUAUAUAUUUCAUUGGAUAUUUCAUUAGUUUAACAUCGCUAAUUUUAGCAUUGAUCGUUUUCUAUUUCUUCAAAGACUUGAAAUGCCUGCGCAACACCAUCCAUGCGAAUUUAUUCCUUACCUACAUACUCGCUGCGCUGUUAUGGAUACUCACGAUGUGCCUACAUGUGAUGACUGAGCAUCCCAGCGAGGCCGGCUGCAUAACUUUGGUCAUGAUGUUUCAUUAUUUCAAUUUAACCAACUUUUUCUGGAUGUUUGUAGAAGGCCUCUAUCUUUAUACGCUGGUGGUGCAGACAUUUUCUAGCGAUAAUAUACGGUUUGUCAUAUACGCUUCCAUUGGUUGGGGUUGCCCCGCUGUUAUAACAUUUAUUUGGUCAAUAGCAAAAAUCUUCGCCACAUCAUUGGAGAGUGAACAUUUUAAUGGCUUGUUCAUACAGUGUUCGUGGAUAAGAGAAUCUCACAUUGACUGGAUAUUUCAAGGACCUACCUGCCUUGUAUUAAUACUCAAUUUAAUAUUUCUUAUACGCAUUAUGUGGGUACUCAUCACGAAAUUGCGUUCGGCCAACACUCUGGAGACGCGUCAGUAUCGCAAGGCAUCGAAAGCAUUACUUGUGCUCAUACCGCUGUUCGGCGUCACCUAUCUCAUUGUGCUAUUUUGCCCCGGUGGCGAAGGAAUGACACAAAACAUUUUUGAAAAUCUGCGUGUCUUCCUCAUAAGUACACAGGGCUUUUUCGUUUCCCUAUUCUUCUGCUUCCUCAAUUCGGAAGUGCGCCAAGCUCUGCGUCAUCGCUUCAUGAGAUGGCGGGACAAUCGGAAUUUACGAAACGGCAGCAUACAUCGUAAUCGUAGGCAUCGACUGUCCAAGGACUACUCGCAUCGUUCAAGAACGGAGAGUUUACGUACCGAGGAGUAUAUGAUUUGUGUGCGACCCUAGCAUAGCCACAGCUCCAGUUCGAUGAAACGGCAUCAUCAACACACAACACACACACGCACCGACUACGUUUGAAGACUUGCAAAAAAGUCAAAAUACGAACGUACGAGAACCGGAAAGACUUUGCCGAGUGCCAAUAUGUCCAACUAACAAAUGCUUUGCUAUCUAUAAACACAACAUUUGCUGAAUCUAUACUAUUGACAUGUACUGUAUAUAAUAAGAUAAAAAAAAUUAGAAACUAUUGAUAUGUGGCAAAAGCCAAAGGCAUUGUCUACCUUCAACUUUUUUAAACAAUGUACACAUAUGUAAUUAAAUGUAGCAUUUAUAUGUGUGUGUGUAAGUAUGUGUACAUGUGCCAUAUAACUAUUUACAAAUGUAAAAAAAAAAAACAUAAUAAUUUAAAUAUAACUGAGUGCGCUUGUGUGUGCAAAAAAUCGUACUCCAAAUGUUAUUUUGAUACCCUGAACAGACAGGGUAUAUAGUUUAUCACGAUGUCUGUAACACCCAGAAGGAAGUGUCGGAGACCCUAUAAAGUAUAUAUAUAAAUGAUCAGUAUGUUGAGCUGAGUCGAUUUAGCCAUGACCGUCUGUCUGUAUAUAUACGAACUAGUCCUUCAGUUUUUAAGAUAUCGUUUUGAAAUUUUGCAGAUGUUAUUUUCUCUCCAAGAAGCUGCUCAUUUGUCGGAACUGCCGAUAUCGGACCACUAUAUCAUAUAGCUGCCAUACAAACUGAACGAUCGGAAUCAAUGACUUGUAUGGGAAAACUUCCGCAUUUUACUACAUAUCUUCACGAAAUUUGGUGUGAGUUAUUGUUCAUAGAAAUAAUUUAAUCUCCGAAAAAAUUGUUCAGAUCGGUUCACUAUAGCAUAUAGCUGCCAUACAAACUGAACGAUCGGAAUCAAGGGCUUGUAUGGAAAACUUCCGCAUUUUACUACAUAUCUUCACGAAAUUUAGUGUGAGUUAUUGUUCAUAGAAAUAAUUUAAUCUCCCAAAAAAUUGUUCAGAUCGGUUCACUAUAGCAUAUAGCUGCCAUACAAACCGAACGAUUGGAAUCAAGGGCUUGUAUGGAAAACUUCCGCAUUUUACAACAUAUCUUCAUAAAAUUUGACAUGGAUUACUGCUUAAGGUAAUAAUAUAAUCUCCGAAAAAAUUGUUCAGAUCGGUUCACUAUAGCAUACAGCUGCCAUACAAACUGAACGAUCGGAAUCAAGGGCUUGUAUGGAAAACUUCCGCAUUUUAUUACAUAUCUUCACGAAAUUUGGUGUGAGUUAUUGUUUAUAGAAAUAAUGUAAUCUCCGAAAAAAAUGUUCAGAUCGGUUCACUAUAGCAUAUAGCUGUCAUACAAACCGAACGAUCGGAAUCAAGGGCUUGUAUGGAAAACUUCCGCAUUUUACUACAUAUCUUCAUAAAAUUUGACAUGGAUUACUGCUUAAGGUAAUAAUAUAAUCUCCGAAAAAAUUGUUCAGAUCGGUUCACUAUAGCAUACAGCUGCCAUACAAACUGAACGAUCGGAAUCAAGGACUUGUAUGGAAAAUUUUUCGCAUUUGACGUGGUAGCUUCACGAAAUUUGACAUGGAUUAGUAAAAUUUUUUCUUUUUUUUUUACUUACGUCUUUAGAUUUGCUUAAACACAUAGUUACUAAAAGAAAUGCACCUGUGAAGGGUAUAUUUCUUGUUUUCGCAUACAGUUUAUUUUAGAAAAUGACAUUGUGCUCACGGCAAUUAAAAAUAAAUACAAUUUUACAAAUUCACUAAAAAUUUCAUACAUAUGUAUAUGUAUAUACAUGCCUAUAACAAAUUAAUUCUACUGACUUCAAGCAUUUUAAGAUUGAAUUAAAGAUGCUAUAACAUAACACCAUAUCCCUAACUCAUAGUCAUAACUGUAACAAUAUUUACUAUAGUCGAUUUGCAGUUUUUGUUUUCAAUUCGAAAAUGCCAAAUAAAUCAAAUAGAAAAAAUUCAAAAAAUCAACAAACAAUUUUUUAUGGUUACAGGGAAAAUGGAAAAUCACAAUUCAAUUGAUAGUUAAAGUUAUGGUUACAGUCUUGUUGUUAUGAUAACGCACCACUAAUUGGAAGCAUUGUUGCCCGUAAAUUUGGUUCAAUCAGCUGUUUUAUAUGGAUAUGGUUAUGACACCUUUAAUUCAAGUUUUCUUUCUUAUUAUUUUAGUCAACUCUUUUCGUUUUUCGAUAAGGCAUUUCAGGAAAGUUUCAUAAUUAUUCUUCUUGUAGCAUGAACACA